This is a messenger RNA of Insectozyma verbasci, 4143 nucleotides long. The record is from the annotation of a GenBank genome assembly. Lineage: Eukaryota; Fungi; Ascomycota; Pichiomycetes; Serinales; Debaryomycetaceae.
AUGUCUAAUGUCAAAUCACUUUUAAAAUCAGCAAAGGCAUCAUUGGAAUCAAAUGAUCCUGAUUCUGCAUUAGAUUACUGUAAAGAAAUACUUAAACAAGACACAUCUUGUUAUUUUGCAUAUGUUUUCCAAGGCAAAGCUUAUCAAUUAAAGAAGAAGAUAGAUGAAGCAAUUAAAGCAUUUAAAAAAGCUACUGAAAUUGAACCGGAUAAUUUGUUAGCAUGGAAAGGUUAUUUUCAAAUAGUGAAGAAUUUAGAUGACAGCAAACUAUUUUUCAAUGUUUUUACAAAUUUGGUAAGGCUUUUGAUUGAUCAAGGUAUACUGAUUGCUGAAAGUCUUCGAGAUUUAAGAAAUUAUUUAGAUUUACAUAAAAUAAACUCAAAUGAUGAAUUACAUGAAUACUAUCUAAAACAAAUUUUACCAGGUACAGAACUUGGUGAAUUAAUUGGUCCAUCAAUUGAACCACCCGAAUCAACAGUUCGAAAAUUAUUAGAUUUUAAACAAGCGCAAUUGGAGAAAGCAGUAGUUGGUGUUAUUUCAAAAGAACGUGUUAAAUUUGGAAGAGCAAUUACAUUAGAUCAAAAGUCAAAAUUGGAUGAAAUUGCAUAUGGUUAUUAUUCAGAUGGGUUAAUUCUAAAUUUAUAUGAUCUAUUUUUAAAUAUUUGUAAUGAUGAUGCAUUAAGACGUAAAUAUGAGGAUAAGCUUCUUAAAUUUAAAUAUGACUUAUUGAAAAUAUGUCCUGAUAAAGAUGCAAUGUAUAAAGAUAUAAAAUCUCAAGUUGAUGAUAUGAUACUACUUGACACUCCAAGUUUAUUUUGUUGGAAUUUGUAUUUUGAUUGGAGUGAUGCAAAGACUAUUAUUGAUUUAGAUGAAGAUAAAGUGAUAUCAUAUUUACAAAAAUUUCAAAAUGAAGGAUUGGGAUUAAUUUUAUUUGCAUAUGUAAUGAGUGAAUUAUCUCCAUUUAAUAAAGACAAAAUAGUGAAGGGUUUAUCUGGAACAAUAAAUAACAAAGAGAAAAAACAAGUAAAUAUAGAAAGUGAAGAAGAUGCAAAAGCAUUACUGGAAUUAGCUGAUGAUAAAGAAGAAGAAGAAGAAAAAUUAUAUCUCCCACUAGAAGAAGUUUUAGAGUUGAUAUUACAAGGUUAUUCAAAAGCUAAAAGUUCGGUAUUAGCAAAUAGGAUAAUUGUUGAUUAUUAUAUUCAUAUACGUGAGUAUAGUGUUGCUUCAGAAAGAUGUAGAGAUGGGAUAAGAAUAGUAGCUGAUAUUCAACGUACUUUUGGAAUUAUCCUAGAAAACACUAAAGAAAAUUUCCUUUGUUCAUUAGCUAUUGUAUAUACAUACUAUGAGGCUCCCAAAAAUUAUAACCGUGCAAUUCAAUUAUAUGAUAAAGUAUUGGAAAAUGAUCCAUCCAAUGUUAAAGCCAAAGUUGGAAAGGGAUUAAUUUUUGUUGAAAGAGGUGAAUUGGAAGAAGCUAAAUUAUUAUUAGAAGAAGUUGUUGAAAAUCAUCCAGAUAAUUUAGAAGCUAAAUCUGAAUAUUAUUGGUGUUUAAUUAAAUUAGGUGAACCAGAAAAAGGUAGAAUUGGAUUACAAAACUUUUUAAAAACUGUAACUGAUGGUGAUUUACAUAGUCGUGAUGUUCGAGCAAUUGCAUAUUGGAGAAUUUCUCAAAGUUAUUUAAUUGAAGAGAAAAUUGAUGAAUGUCACAAAAGUUUAGUUCAAUCUUUAAAAGAAUCUGAUUUAUAUGCACCAUCAUAUACUUCAUUAGGUAUAAUUUUUCAAGAUUAUUAUGGAGAUUUAGAAAGAGCACAAAAAUGUUUUUAUAAAGCUUUUGAAUUAGAUUUAAAUGAAAUUGAAGCUGCUAAAUAUUUGGUUGAACAAGCAGCUUUUAAAAAUGAGUGGGAAGUUGUACAAGUUUUAGCUAAACGAGUAGUUACAAAUGAGAGCUCAAGAAGAUUAAUUAUGAGAAGUAGAAAAGAUUCUACUUGGCCUUAUAGAGUUUUAGGUUCUGCUGCUUUAAAUGUACAAGAUGAUGCAAAAGCUGUUGAAUGGUAUCAAAAUGCAUUAAGAUUAAAUUCGGAAGAUUUUGAAUGUUGGGUUGGUUUAGGUGAAGCUUAUUAUAAUUGUGGUAGAUUUGAUGCAGCUUCAAAAGUUUUCCAACAUGCAAUUGAAAUGAAAAAGGAAGUUUCAUGGGUUGUUAAAUAUAUGUUGGGUGUAGUAACUUGUGAAAUGAAGGAAUUUAAUGAAGGCUUAACUUAUUUAUAUGAAGCUUUAGAAAUGAAACCUAGUGAAGAAUGUAUUUUAAGUGCCAUAUAUGAAGCAAAUAUUGAAAAUACGAAAAAAUUCAUGGAAACUGGAUAUUUUGGAAGAGCUAUAAAUGCAAAUUUAAAAGCAUUAAGAUUUAUUAAACAAUCAAUUUUAGAAAAUACAGCAUCUCAAAAAGUUUGGAAAGCUUUAGGUGAUUGUUUAAAAGUAUUUAUUAAAUUGAGAAAACAUGCAAAUGAAGUACCUAUUGAUGAUUUAAUUGAAAUUUUUACAAAUUUAGAAAAUGAUUUAGUGUUGGAUAAAACAGUUACGUUAGAGAAUGCAAAAUCAUUAUUCAAACAAGAUAUAAUACAAUCAUUACAUAUAUUUGUUAUACUUUCUUCAAUUGCAGCAAUAAAUUAUUUACCACAAAAGACACAUAAAUUAUUAAGAGCUACAUGUUAUUACAAUUUAGGUUUAUCAUUACUUGAAUCUUAUCAAAAUGAUGAAAACGUAAAUUAUCGUGAUGCAUCAAUUACGUACCUCAAAAAGGCUAUUCAAAUUGAAUCAAGUAACCCAAAUUACUGGAUUGCUUUAGGAAAUGCUUAUUUUUCAAAUAAUCCACAAAUUUCACAACAUUGUUAUAUUAAAGCAACUACUUUAGAAGCUAAAGAUGCUGAAAUUUGGGUAAAUUUAGCUUCAUUAUUUUUAAGAUAUGGUGAUACUGAAUUAUCACAAGAAACAUUUUUGAGAGCUCAAUCUGUUGCUCCACAAGAUGCUCAAUCAUGGUUAGGUCAUGCAGUAACUUCAGAAAUUUUAGGUGAUGAAUCAAAAGCAAAUAGUUAUUAUACUCAUGCUUUCACUUUAUCAAAAGGUAGAUUAGCAUUAGCACAUUUUUUAUAUGGUUUAUCUAUUAUAAAUAAAUCAGAAGGACAAAAUCCAAAAGAUAUUGAAACUGCUCAAGAAUUCGGUAUUAGUAAUUAUGCAAUGCAACAAUAUUUAAAAUAUUAUCCAGAUGAUGAAAAUGGAUUAAGUAUUGCAUUAUCAAUUGCUGAAAGAUGUAAAGAUUAUGAAACUGCAUUAAUGAUUGGUGACAAAUUAUGUUCAAUAUAUGAAAAGAAAUUUGAAAAAACUGAAAGUAUUUUGGUUAUGGAAAAAUUUGCAAUUAUAAAAGGUCAGUUAAGUAGAAUAAAUUUGGGUUUGGGUCAAUUUGAUAAAUCAAUAGAAGAAGCAGAGAUGGCAACUCAAUUAAUUGAAGAAGGUGAAGGGAAUGAGAAUUUACAACUUUCAAUUAGAAUCACACUUGGUUUAUGCUACUUUUUCAAAAAUGAAUUUGAAAAAGCACUUGAAGAAUUCAAAAUUGUUCUUAAUUCGUAUUCUGAAUCAUCUAGAAUAGUCAAUUUAAUAGCUCAAGUUUUAUAUGCUCAUGGUACAGAAGAGACAAAACAAGCAGCAAUAGAUCAAUUAUUUACAUAUAUUGAAGAAAAUGGAAGUAGUUUAUUAGUUGUACUAACAUUGGGUGCUAUUUCAAUUGUUGAUAAUUUAGAAGAAUAUUUACCAGCAAUUAAAGAAGAGUUAUUAGGGCUUAAUUUAAAUGAAAUUAUGAAUGAUGUUCAAAAAGAAGUGCCUAAAUUAUUAUCAGAAAUUAAUGAAAGAUUUGGUGAUGAUAAUAAUGAUAUUUGGAAUCGUUAUGCUUAUUUAUUUCCAUUUAAUUAUCAUAUUUGGAAGAAUAUAAAUCAUACAAUGGCUAAUGAGAUAAUAAAAUUGCAUGAUGUUAAAGUUACUGGUAUUGAUUAUUCAAUGGCUUUAUUGAAUGAAGGUACAUUAAGAAAUAUUCAACGUAGUUUAUUAAUGAAUCCAAAUAAUGAAUCAGCUAUCCAAGCUUUAGAAAUGUGUAUUUAA